GCAUUUUUCCAUUGCUAACUGUACAGUCGCGGAUGCACGUCGAUUUGAAGCGUUCCGUACACUAUCAGACCCGGCCUGGCCCACUGUUGCUUCACUUUCUGUUCUGCAGCGAAAAAUCCCUCGUUCUCAUCUCGAAACCCCCGAGAGCGCUCUCAGUCGCCUUUCGCUAUUGUGCGUGCAAAGAACCUUAGCCGCGUUUGUCCUCUUACUACUACCAGCACUGUAGCAGCAGCAACAGCAGCAACAGCAGCAUCAGCUAUCAGCUCAAAACAGUUCGUUUGGAUGCUCUGAAACUCAUAUCACAAUCUGCUUUACAAUCAAAUCGGCAGUGAUGAAAAUAACAAAAGCCAACGCUCUACCACAACCGCAAACCAACGAUGAUAAUCGUUACGAGCCUCGGUGAAGAAAGCGUGUGCACCAAUGCUAACAGUUGGCAAUUUUUGUGUUAACCUCUACUACGAUGGUAGUACUGUGCGACAGUUUUGCUUUCCCCGGGUCUGAUCACAGUCGCGAACAGGCCGUGUUGCGAAUCGGAAGUGCGUAAAGUAUCAGUCCGCUGACAGUGCUGAGUGCAGUUGAUAGUUGGUGUGUAAGGAAUGUUGUGAUUGUGCUGCUUCCCACGGGUGUCUUAUUGUCCACGAUCGUUGAGUAAUGCACGCGCCAAUUACCAGGCGCCAAUGUUUGAAAGUGAACCAUACGCGCAGGUGCCUCGGUAGAAAGUGACGUGAUCAGAACGUACUCUUUUAAUCGGUCGCGAAGCGAAAAGGUUUGAUCGUUUACCCCACAAACUAGACCGUUUGUGCUCGUGAUCGUGAGUAUGGCAGAACCGCCCCACGGGUCCGCUCAAAACACCAACGACAGCUUGAUCGCGAUGAACGCUCAGGCGGAACCGGGCGUUACCGAUCUGGUCGAGAUGCGUCGGCUGGAACCGCUCGAGCUGGGCUACGCAGAGGACGGUACGGCCAGCGUAUCGGAGGUGGACGGUCGGCGAAAGACACGGGCAAGUCAAACGCAAACGUACGACAUCCACAAGGGAAUUGCCGAAAGUGCCAUGGACAUAUCGCUGCUGACGGCGAACGCGAACCAGCUGCGGCUGCUGAUGACGUACAACGAGAAGUCGCACACGUACGUGGCCUGCAUUGCGCUCGUUAUAAGCUCGCUGGUGUUGCAGAUUUUUGUGGCCAGUGGUGUUAUCAUUAUAAAGAGCUAUCCACGAUCGAAGCCAAAUCGUAGAAUUCACAAGCUAAAAGUGUGCACCUCCAUACUGGUGUCGAUCAUCACGGUCAUAAACAUUCUGGUGGCUUCGCUCGUCAUCACGGAUAAGUAGUUGACCCGCAGUCACUAAGAACAUCCCCCUCCAACGCGUGGUUUAGCCGUUAUAAACUGCUUAUAAAACCAACACACCUGUAGCUGUAAGCGUAUUUAGAUGGCGUAACGCUUGACAAGCGUUACGCGCCUAAUGUGAUUCCAAUCUCGAAACAGCUAGCUUUAAAGGAGCUGCUUGACUUCCAGUUUUUUUGCGGAUACAAUUAUCGUACUCGACACGCAAACGUAGCAAUCCAUUGUAUCUAUGUACAAAGCCCCAGUUCAGUCUUACACUACCUGCACUACUGCCCCGUGUGAUCGAUGUUCAUUCCACCACCAGAACCGACAGCGUAAAGAUGACCAGCAACAGCACCACGAUUUACAGAACCAAACCUACCGACGCUGCUGCCAAUCAGCAUCGUCUUGAAGUGGGCACCCCCAUCGAGCACGGAUCAUCCCGUUCGGCAUCGGAGGAGCUAACGUACGACAGUGCCGGAUCCGAGUACUAUCUGGCCCUCAGCUACACCGGGUACGACUUCUUCCGAUGUGUCGUCGAAAUCGCGCUCAGUGUGUCCUUUCUGGCGGCAAACAGUAAUCUGCUCCGGCUGCUGGUUAGCUUCAAGGAGACGGAAUCGUUCAUCGCCACCGAGGUGCUGGUGACGGUUUCGAUCGUGCUGCAGAUACUGGUGGCGAUCUCCGUUAUAACGAUCACGGUAGGAGGGAGUGUUACUUGAAAGUUUUAAUACCAUAACCCUGAUUGGCGUUAUAUCUUACAGCAGGUGAACGAUCCGAGUCGAUACGCAAAGAUGAAAGCAUUUGCCGUGACGGGUGCGAUCAUCAUUUCGCUCGUCAAUCUGCUGAUACCGUUCAUGAUCAAUGUGGAGCAUUCGCGGAUUGAUUUCGAGGAGAUCUAUCGGAGCCUUGGUGAACGUGCAGGACAACAGUAGUUUUUAAGGCUUUAGGACAUUAGAAGUGGAUAUUAUUUUAAUAAAGAUAUAAGCAUUAUUUUUGUUACUUUUUAAAA
Molecule: messenger RNA, 2329 nt
Organism: Anopheles gambiae (African malaria mosquito)
Lineage: Eukaryota; Metazoa; Arthropoda; Insecta; Diptera; Culicidae
Product: ninjurin-B
Exons: 2
Coding region: 818-1327 (169 amino acids)
Biological process (GO): tissue regeneration; cell adhesion
Cellular component (GO): membrane
Source: RefSeq, a predicted model, not a curated record